Messenger RNA from Pyricularia oryzae 70-15, 1136 nucleotides. RefSeq lists its product as uncharacterized. Gene Ontology annotation, biological process: translation. Bases 412 to 672 code for a protein of 86 amino acids. The record is from RefSeq and is a predicted model, not a curated record. The transcript has 2 exons. NCBI's taxonomy places the organism in Eukaryota, Fungi, Ascomycota, Sordariomycetes, Magnaporthales, Pyriculariaceae. Gene Ontology annotation, cellular component: large ribosomal subunit; mitochondrion. Gene Ontology annotation, molecular function: structural constituent of ribosome.
GCCGGGACUUCAACAAUCGGAGGCGUUGAUGUUGCUCUCUACGCGAUAGCAGACUUCAGUUGCGCAAAACCGUACCCAGCCUGCCUGCUGCCUUACUGGACGGUUAACCAUCUUCCAUGUAAACUGUGGAUAAAAGCAGAAGGAAGAACCAAUUCAUCUGCCUCAAUUUUCGAAGCCUUCGGAUCGGACUUGGAAGAAAGGGACUUGACGGUAACAAGCUACCGGAUACGAGCGAUAUCGAGAUCAACCCAAACCGAGCCCACCCAGCGUAAAAGCACUCGGAAUCCAGGCCUCAAUUGACAACGCCCUGACGCGCGCUUUCGCGAUAAAGAAUCACGGAACCCUCCAUAAAGACGAACCUAGAUACAACGUACCAACUCCAAAAAAUUUGUCACACAAAUCCCCUUCAGCAUGAGCUACUUCGCUAUAAGGCUACACCGUAGCGCCAUCGGGCUGCCGGAGCGGACGCGCGGCGUCCUCGCGGCGCUGGGCCUGCGGCGGCGCGGCAUGACCGUCUUCCACCCGGUCAGUGGGCAGGUGGCCGGUAUGAUCAUGAAGGUCAAGGAGCUAGUGCGCGUCGAGGAGGUCGAGCACGCCAAGACCAAGUUUGAGCUUAAGGCGGAGAGGAAGCCGGAUCCGGGCUUUUACGUCGAGAAGGCCGUUCCGAGGUGAUGUCCACGAAGCAUCAUGAAAGAGCAAGAGAUAAAAACAUAACAUGUCUGGUGGAUAUUAACAGGGGGCAAGAUUCCGAUGAGCACCUGGUAAACCUGGUCAUGUGUUGGGCAGAGAUAUGGCUCGACGAUCGGAUGCGGACGCAAAGACUUGUUUUCGAGUUGUAGCAUAUGUACGAAUAUAUUAAAUUGUGUGCAAAAUUUGUGGGAAUAAAUGCGCAGCUAGCAGGACAUUUGUGCUGCGGACUGUCAUCACUCACUGUAUGUGGUAGUAGUCCCCCAGCUACUUUGUCCUCCCAUAUCUCACUUAGGUAGUAUCCAUUGCAUUUGGCCGUGGCCUCACAACCGUCCAAGUCGGUCGAUCGUACAUCCAAAUGGUUAGACGCCUUGAAAUCUGCCAGAAUAGAAUUAUGAUUUUCAAGAUGGAUACGACUAUUUGAAAACCCCAACCAAACCGGCCUCCGC